GUGGUAUAUAACCCCCAGUGGUUCCUGACGAAGAAGCACACUCGACAGAGCCUCCCACCACAACACCCGCUAGGGGCUCUAGAGACAUACGCACUAUGUCGACCAAGGUAGUCGUCGUAGCCAUCGUAGUGAUUUUAGCCAACAAGUCUUACGGCGACGUCACUAACACUGCUGAAACAUGUGGCUGUAAAAGUAACUCCAGAGUACACAACUAUGGUCAUGGUAUGAAAAUCAGUAGCUCUGGAGGAUAUGGAGCCCAAAGUUCAGGUGGCAACGGAGGACAGAGUGCUGGCUACGGAGAACAGGGUGCUGGAUACGGAGGACAGAGUGCUGGCUACGGAGAACAGGGUGCUGGCUAUGGAGGACAGAGUGCUGGCUACGGAGGACAGAGUAAUGGCUACGGAGGACAGAGUUCUGGCUAUGGAGAACAGGGUGCUGGAUACGGAGGACAGAGUGCUGGCUAUGGAGCACACAGCAUGGGAAAAGGAGGUUGCAGUAUUGGCCACGGCGGACAGAGUUCUGGCCAUGGAGGUCAGAGUACUGGCCAUGGAGGACAGAGUAAUGGCUACGGAGGACAGAGUUCUGGCUAUGGAGGAAAAAGCACCGGAAAAGGAGGUUGCAGCACUGGCCACGGCGGACAGAGCUCUGGCCACGGCGGACAGAGUUAUGGUCAUGGAGGAAAAAGCAACGGAAAAGGAGGUUGCAGCAUUGGACACGGUGGGCAGAGUUCUGGCCAUGGAGGUCAGAGUACUGGCCACGGAGGACAGAGUACUGGCCAUGGAGGACUGAGUACUGGCUAUGGAGGACAGAGUACUGGCCACGGCGGACAAAGCUCUGGCCACGGCGGACAGAGUUCUGGUCAUGGAGGUAAGAGUACUGGCCAUGGAGGACAGAGUAAGGGCUACGGAGGACAGAGUUCUGGCUAUGGAGGAAAAAGCACCGGAAAAGGAGGUUGCAGCAUUGGACAUGGCGGACAGAGUUCUGGCCAUGGAGGUCAGAGUACUGGCCACGGCGGACAGAGCUCUGGCCACGGCGGUCAGAGUUCUGGUCAUGGAGGUCAGAGUACUGGCCUUGGAGGACAGAGUACUGGUUAUGGAGGACAGAGUUCUGGCUAUGGAGGAAAAAGCAUCGGAAAAGGAGGUUCCAGCAUAGGCCACGGCGGACAGAGCUCUGGCCAUGGUGGUAAGAGUACUGGACACGGAGGACAGAGUACGGGCUAUGGAGGAAAGAGUACUGGCCAUGGAGGACAGAGUACUGGCCACGGUGGACAGAGUUCUGGUCAAGGAGGUCAAAGUACUGGCCAUGGAGGACAGAGUACUGGCUACGGAGGACAGAGUACUGGCUAUGGAGGAAAAAGCAUCGGUAAAGGAGGUUCCAGCAUUGGCCACGGUGGACAGAGUUCUGGCCAUGGAGGUCAGAGUACUGGUCACGGAGGACAGAGUACUGGCUACGGAGGACAGAGUACUGGCCAGGGCGGACAGAGUUCUGGUCAUGGAGGUCAGAGUACUGGCCAUGGAGGACAGAGUACCGGCUACGGAGGACAGAGUACUGGCUAUGGAGGAAAAAGCAUCGGAAAAGGAGGUUCCAGCAUUGGCCAUGGUGGACAGAGUUCUGGCCAUGGAGGUCAGAGUACUGGUCACGGAGGACAGAGUACUGGCUACGGAGGACAGAGUACUGGCCAGGGCGGACAGAGUUCUGGUCAUGGAGGUCAGAGUACUGGCCAUGGAGGACAGAGUACCGGCUACGGAGGACAGAGUACUGGCUAUGGAGGAAAAAGCAUCGGAAAAGGAGGUUCCAGCAUUGGCCAUGGUGGACAGAGUUCUGGCCAUGGAGGUCAGAGUACUGGUCACGGAGGACAGAGUACUGGCUAUGGAGGAAAGAGUACCGGCCAUGGAGGACUUAGUACUGGCUACGGAGGACAGAGUACUGGCUAUGGAGGACAAAGCAUCGGAAAAGGUGGUUCCAGCAUUGGCCACGGUGGACAGAGUUCUGGCCAUGGAGGGCAGAGUACUGGCCAUGGAGGGCAGAGUAUUGGCCACGGAGGGCAGAGUAUUGGCCUUGGAGGACAGAGUACUGGCUACGGAGGACAUAGUAUUGGCUACGGAGGACAUAGUAUUGGCCUUGCAGGACAGAGUACUGGCUAUGGAGGACAAAGCAUUGGAAUAGGAGGUUGCAGCAUUUCCCACGCAGGAAAAAGCAUUGCUCACGUAGGAAAAAGUUAUGAAAUAGCAGGUCACAGCUUUCCUUACGGAGAACAAAUAAUAGGUCAUGGUGGCCUCAGUUAUGGCGUUGGAGGAAACAUUUUUGCUCUUGGAAGUCACAAUUAUAACAGCCAUGGUUUCGCCCUAACAGGCACCAGCAAAGGCUCCCAUGGCCAUCAUUUUGACGACGACGACCACGAUGAUGAUGACGACGACGAUGAUGACGACGACGACGAUGAUGACGACGAUGAUGAUGAUGACGAUGACGACGAUGAUGACGACGACGAUGAUGAUGAUGACGAUGAUGACGACGACGACGAUGAUGAUGAUGAUGGGGACGACGAUGACGAUCAUGACACUGAUGAAGAUAAGGACUAGUGAAAAAUGAAUCCAAAUAAUAUAAUUUUUAAUUUUGUACACUUACAGUUCCCGGAAGACUGGACUUGUAUUGCUUUGAAAUAGAUUUUUUAUGUUUGUUCUCUAUAUAUAAACAUGUUUUUUAAAGACAUAGAGACUGUUGCAUACAAACUCAUGAAUAUGUCAUACAUCCUUCAUUUGAAUUGCUUGCAGUUGCUACGAAUAAGCGAAAUUAGACUGAGAAUUAGUUGAAACAGCUCAAUUUCGAAUAACUAGACUUUUACAGUUGGUUCUGUAAUUAAAUGUAUUUUUUCAUUGGUUUAACACUAAUUCUUCAGUGAGUUCCUUACUAAGUUUCACAGUGAAGUACAUUACUUUACUAGCUAGUAAGCUCUUGUUAGCAAAUUUUCAGUUACAUUUUACAGAUUCAAAUUAAAAAUUUAGAUUUAGAAUGUACUAUCUGAUAAUUGUGCAUGCCCAACAGUUAUUUUAAUACUUUAUGUAAGUUUCAGUACUGAUUUACAUUUAUUAAUUUAUUUACGACAAGAACCCUUAAAUUUUUUAAAACUUAUUUUUAUUUUUGGGUGUCUAAAUACGUUUGUUGAUGAUUUAAUUAUAUUGUUAGUUGGCAUGAUAUUACAUAAUGUUUAAACUACCACAGUUUCAUUCAUAUUAUGAACGUGGAUAAAUUAAUGUCAAGUAAAAAGAGUCAAGCCAAUGUGUUUAUCUAUUAUUUAUGUACUAGAAUUAAAUAAUUUUAAGAACCAACAAAAGUAGUAGUCAUUAUGUUUUAUUGAAUUACUGUUUAUGAAUCAUACAUUACAUGUAAUUCUUACCUUAAAAUUAUACUUGUAUCCGAUGUAACACCAAUACUAAUCACAUCUAUUCAUCAUAUUGUUAGUAUGUUAACCAAGAAGUAAUUUUUUUCCAGCUUAAGUAUUUGACGACAUAAAUACCAUAUAACUAAUUUUAUCCUUGUUAUCUAAAUUAUUUAACCCUAACUUUUAGUUAUUGCUGAUCUUCAGUUUAUUUUAGAAACAAUUUAAAUAGCUUAUUACGGUGUCUCUUAAAUAUUUAUGUUGGGAAAAGUUUUGGCAAGUGUUCCUGCUGGUAUAAAUAAUAUUUCUAACUAUGUCCAACCUAAUUAAUCUCUUAUGUGAAAACUAUUUAAAUGAUGAAAUGUCUGUAUUUCUGGCAUGUGAAUUAAAUAAUUAACACUGAAAAGUAAUAUAAAAUUAGACGUAUUAAUAACUAGUCUAAAAAGUUACAGUUAUUUAGUUGUUUCUAAAUUUUAAAAUCACGGUGUUAGCAAAUACCUUUGUAUUAUUUUGUUAAAAAGAUGUAUUAUUUUAAUAGAAUAAUGAGAGUUCUACUGUGAUAAUCUAUAUACCUUUUCUCUAUAAGUGUUUUUUUCUACUUUUGUAAGACAAACUACAAUAAAUUUAAUGUUUGUAA
Bacillus rossius redtenbacheri is the source of this 4013-nucleotide messenger RNA. RefSeq lists its product as uncharacterized. Bases 96 to 2579 code for a protein of 827 amino acids. The transcript is spliced from 2 exons. NCBI's taxonomy places the organism in Eukaryota, Metazoa, Arthropoda, Insecta, Phasmatodea, Bacillidae. The record is from RefSeq and is a predicted model, not a curated record.